ACGCAAAACAAUAUAUUUCAAAGUUUUUUUUUUCUCAAAACUAAAUCUCAUGCACCUCCACCAGUACCAAUCAAUAAUAUCGGAAAAUGAAAUAUCGAUCGCAAUGUUUACAUUGUUUACAUUAACAUUGCGAGCGACGUCGUCGUAUGUGUGUAGCAUCAACACGAGGUUACAUACGCUCGCGUGUUGAGUAAUUUUCAACUCAGUGAAGAAAUAAAGCAUUAAUGUGAUCUCAACGCUGUUCAUCUGCCAAGAUGGGUCGUGUGUUCCUUGAUCACAUGGGUGGCACCAGACUCUAUUCUUGCGCCAACUGUGAUUCCAAUCUCACCAACAGAGCCGAGUUGCUAUCAACAAGGUUUACUGGUUCAACAGGGAGAGCAUUCCUCUUCAAUAAGGUUGUUAAUCUAUCAUACAGUGAUGUACAAGAUCGUAUGAUGAUCACUGGCCGGCACAUGGUGCGCGAUGUCUUCUGUAAGAAUUGCGACACCAAGUUAGGCUGGAUGUAUGAAUUUGCAACAGAGGACAACCAGAGGUACAAAGAAGGUCGCACAAUUCUGGAGAGGGCACUGAUCACCGAAAGAGAUGGUUUUGAGGAGCCCAACACAAGUGAUACAAGUAGUAAUUGAAGAUCUGGUUACUCCAAACAUGUGCAAAAAGCAUUCAUAACUUGAAGGUUAACUUCUAUGAAUAAGAUGGGUGCCAUGCUAUGGACAUAGAGAGAAUAUGAAGAAGUAGAUUCGAAGAGAGAAGGAUUGACUGUAUCCAGAUGGCAAUUCACAGUGUAGAAGGUUGGGAGGAGUCAUGUUGUGUACAUAUAUACAUUACUCUGUAUAUUUCUUCUUUAUUUGGAUAUGAGAAUAAGACCUGUCAUUAUAGUUCUAUCGGACUGCUCUUACAACAGAUCGGAAUGUCACUGGCUUGUACACAGCUUCCAUCGAUUUCCAGUCAAAGUAACAAUUUUAAUGACAACUUUAAUAGAAAUGUCCAUUUCUCAAUCCCAACAAUCUAGCAGUCAAUUGAGAAUGCCAAGAUGAAUCUAAUGAAGAUGUUAGCUUUAAAAUGAUAAUGAAGAUACAUUUACCUGUGAUUGAAUGUCUGUACAUAAAUGCAGUAUUGUUUGAUCUUUGUGUAUUUUCAAGACAUGAUCCAUCAUUUGAACCUUUCUACCUUUUCGAUAUAUGUCCCUUUUAUUUGAUCAUGUACAUGUAUAUGUGAAGAUUUAAGGAAUUCUCGAAUUUAAGAGGGGAAAAUGCAUCCAGGUUUUUGUUAUAGGCCUACUUUCAAAAUAUGCUGUUUAAUGUAGACCAACUUCUUCAGUGGAUCUAUAUUUUUUCAUUCAUUAGCUACAUGUAUACUCGGAACUCUUAAUAGCACUGACAAGACAAUGUGUAUGAAAAAUGCGACAUUUAAGCACUGUGAUAUAGUCUAAAUUUAUGAUCGAAAAAUUUACAGAAUAAACAAACAUAUUCACUUACAUGUAGAAAACCUUAUUAAACUUUUUUUUAAUUUCUUAAUUAAUUGUUUUAAAAAAAAUUGUUUGUGCAACAAUAUUGGUUUUACAUGUAGGUACUAUUUUUUUUCAUCAGUGAAUCAGAAUUGAAAGAAACAAAAGCAGGGCGCAACAAACCCGCUUGCCUGGGGCAAGUGAAAAUGACGUGCGGGCAAGCAUUUCUCAAAGUCAAUUGCCCGAUCGGGCAAGUGGUUGUUUUAGAAAUAAAAUAAUAAAAUUUCAAUAUCUUUUGGAUAAUCACACAUAUCUCAUAUUAUGUCAAACAGUAAAAAAAAAUAGUUGAAACUGAUGUAAAAUCAGCGCCAGUUACCAAUAGUUUAUCGCCAGGUACCUCGUUCGAAAAACCAUGCCAUCGCAUUUUACGUUCUAUGUGUGCAAUGACUGCGCAUGCGCUACUAUCUUGCACAAUUUGCCGAUGCAAACCAAAAAAAAAUGGCCAUCUAUUUUCCAUAUUACCUUGAAAUUGUUUUGAUUUAGUUGGAAACUACCGAAAAAAUGAAGAAUAUUCAGCUCUUUCUUAACUCUGAUUUAUGAUGAUGUUACACUCGGUAAAUGUUUUUUAUUAUUGUGGUCCCACAUGUAGACUUUCAUGGUGUUGACCAAGUUCAAAACGAUCAACGAUCGUUUUCUGUUAAUGUUGUAACACCAUGAAAAAAAUCAUGAAAGUCUACAUGUACAUGUGGGACUACAAUAAAAAAAAUAUUGACCAAGUGUAACAUCAUAAAAUGAUGAAGAAAAGACAAGAGAGAGGUGAAUAUUCUUAAUUUUCUUGAUGGUUUCCAACUAAUUAAAAAAAAUUAAGGAAAUAUGGAAAAUAAAUGACCAUUUCAUGGAAUUAAAGAUGCAAAAUGUUAAAUUUUAGCCACUCCACUUUUGAUUUUUUUUUUAAACAUUAUUAAACGAUUUUUUCAGAGUCAAUAAAGAGCUGAAUAUUUUUCACUGGCUUUCUUUAUAGUUUUCAACUAGGUAAUUGAAAACAAUUCUAAGGAAGUAUGGCAAACAGAUAACCAUUUUGUGGAUUUAAAGUUGCAAAAUAUGAAAUUUUAGCAACUUUUGGUGAAGGUUUUCUUUUAAACCUUAAAAGCCCAUUUAUAAAUAGCGAAAGUUUUUUUUUUGAAUAAACGUAAUGACUCAGGCCUACGUUGCUGAAAAUACCCUUUUAAAUGUGUGUUCUUUUAUACUGUACACGAUUCUCAAUUGUUCUUAUUUUGUAUGGCAUAUGAAAAUAAGAGUAGUGCAGUCAUAAUUAAAAAAAUUAUAAAACAAUUGGGCAAGCAUUUUUUUCUAUUUGGAAAGCAAUUUUUUUCAUCACUUGCCCGACAAGGCAAGUGACGAAAAUUUUUUUUGUAGAGGCCUGCUGAAAUGAUUACUUUCAUAACAUUACUACAAGGACUAGUGAGUAUUUGGUAAUCAUAUUGAAAUGUAUGUUUCAUUGCUAAGACUGAAUUGGUUAAUAUUUUGCUGGAGAGACGUAGCUAUUGAUCUGAAAGAACUUUAGUCAUUGAGGGUAAUGAAUUUUAUUAUUUGAGAUAAAGAGAGAGAGUGUGGGUGUAUGUGAUGGGUUGGGUAAGGAGCAGGUGAUGUUAUAAUGGGAUUGGGAAAUAUAUAUUAUUACAUUAUUUUCUUGUACAUAGAUACAUGUAUAUUUUUUUCUAUAAAAAUAUAGGAAAUAUUUGAAAGCGUUAAAUUUACUUUAUUGGAGAUGUAAGGUAGCAUAACAAGUUGUCUGUUGGUGACUGCAUUGCAUGCAGGAUUUCGUAUCUGCUUGCCCAAUCCCACUUUUAACAUGUCUAUGCAGAAAUAAUAGGAUAAGAUAGGCAAAGGCUGGAUGGGAAUCCUGCGGAAAGAUGCUGAAAAAAUGGCUCAAGCUUUGGAUAGGGAGCUGAAAAAUAAGAGUGGCAUGAAAUUAUAAGAAAAGUAGCAGUUAACCAUUUCACUGUUAAAUCAUUGGCUUAAAUCAUUGAUGUAAUAAGAUUAAGGGUAAAUCAAUACUUUAGAAAUUCUUAAUUGGACAAUGUUAAUUUUCGAUUCACAGAUUACAAAUACAUUUAUAGUUAUUCAAGCAACUGACAAGCUAUUGAGGUAUGUGCUUUUGAAUCCAUCAUAGUUAGCAUUUGUGGUCCUCAAAGUACAUUCCCUUACUUCCUCUCAUACAGUUAUAUAUUUUUUUCCAAUGAUUGAUAUGUACUUAUCCAAUAUUUUGGCAUUUAUUUGAAAUAAGAAACUGCAGUUCAUUUUAUCCAGCAGCACUUUAUUUUGUCAUCUGCAUGGGUUUCUUAUUCCCUCCUAUAUUCAAUUUGUGCACAAAUGUGGACAUUGUAUGUGGUUCCUAAACAAAAUGGUAAAAUGUUUCAUUUAUUUCAUAAUGAUCAUGUAAUGUAGGUAUAUAUAAGAUGUCACUUAAAGUGAUCACUUAAAAACAGUGCACAAAUAAAAAAAAAUAUUAUUAUACUUGGAGCCAUUAAUUGUGCCUUAUUUGGAAUUUUGGACAAUUCUUAGAUGAUUACUACAUAUAUAUAAUAUGGCACAGGUAGAAUGUUGUAAAAAUCUAAUUGAUAGUAGCAGAAAAACUAUAAAAUGAACUUCUUUUCUGUGUUCUAUCCUUCCUUCAUGAAAAUAAGGUGAUGCAUGUGACUUUCAAUUUCAGUUCAGUGUUUUUCCAUUGUAUAAUAUAUGUAAAAGCAAACACUUGAAAGUUUUUAUUAUAAAGAAUAUGUCAUGAAGAACUAUUUUUUCAUUGAAAUCAAGCAGUUAAUUACUCCAUAAUACCAAAGUUUCUACUGCAUCCCAUUUUCUCUUUCGAAUUAGGCCCAAGUUGUGUGUAAAUGGAGUAAAUGCAGAAACUGUUGAUUAUCUGUUUAAGAACCUCUCAAUCAUGAUUGAGGUGGGUGCUCUCGCACUUUAAUACUGGUAUGUUAUCCUCUGUUCUAAAAUUAAACAUUAUACAAAAGUGUAUAGACUUGGUUCUAACCUCUAAGAGAGCUAAAACUCUAUUGUAAUCUUUCAUAUGUUUUUUUUAAGUCUAAGGGUACCCUCUUAAAAAAGAGGGACUGAUUUGAGUGUUUUGAAUGAGAAGUCAUUCAAUUUAUUACUAUUGAUUUUAAAUCUUGUACAUGGUGUGUCAGACUUUACAGUUAAUCUCAUUUGUACAAUUGAUUGUAUCUUUUAUGAUCAAGGACCCUGUGAACUUCUUAUGAAUUGAUAGGUUAACCCUUCAAUCUAGUAGUGGCUGUAUUGAAGACCUUCAUUGAAUGAUCAAAUUAAGCCAGAACAAUUGCAAUUACUCCCAAAGCUCUCCCCUUUAAAAUUAUUGCAGUGUAAUAUUUGCUACCAUCAGAAUGUGAUAAUUAAAAAAAAACUUUUGACCCACAAUUAAGCCGGCCAUGCCAACUCCCUGAUUAGAUGCUCCAUAUUCCUGCCUAAUUUUUGUGGAUAAUAUUCCUAAUUGCAUCUCUGUAAUGUUAAUUAGACUUUUUAGUACUUUGAUAUUUCUGCUAUAACAAGGUAAUUUGGAUGAUUCCAAGGACCUUGCCUAACUUGGUUUUAUCAUUCAUAAGUCACAUUUUUGCAUGGGCAUUUACUCCCAAUGUUUAUUCCUAGUGCUUUGCAUACACAGUAUAUGUCAUGUACAUUACAUACAAGUACUUUUAGAUUUCCUUUCUCCGGAAAAUAGUAAAUAAAUGGCAUGCUUAAUGCUUUUUCUCCCUCA
Molecule: messenger RNA, 5219 nt
Organism: Lytechinus pictus (painted urchin)
Lineage: Eukaryota; Metazoa; Echinodermata; Echinoidea; Temnopleuroida; Toxopneustidae
Product: protein yippee-like 5
Exons: 3
Coding region: 255-626 (123 amino acids)
Cellular component (GO): ubiquitin ligase complex
Source: RefSeq, a predicted model, not a curated record